Lottia gigantea (owl limpet) is the source of this 399-nucleotide messenger RNA. RefSeq lists its product as hypothetical. The transcript has 3 exons. Gene Ontology annotation, biological process: translation. Gene Ontology annotation, cellular component: mitochondrial large ribosomal subunit. NCBI's taxonomy places the organism in Eukaryota, Metazoa, Mollusca, Gastropoda, Lottiidae. Gene Ontology annotation, molecular function: structural constituent of ribosome. The record is from RefSeq and is a predicted model, not a curated record. Bases 1 to 399 code for a protein of 132 amino acids.
AUGAGAGAAGAAAAGAACAGGCCAUUUUCUCCUAAAGAUCUAGGCAAAGAUGAACUGUCAGCCAAAGCUGUUCAUUGGAAAGAAAAAGAAGGGUUUAAAUUAUUACAAACAGCACUUGCAAAACAUGUGGCUCAUCCACCAGGAAAAAUAGAUAAGUCAACUAAUAGAUUCAAAAUUAUACCUGAAAUGGUUCCAGAAUUUAUUGUACCUGAUUUGACUGAUUUUAAGCUUAAACCAUAUAUCUCCUAUCGUUCUGAAUCAGUGAAACAAGACAAAAUAACAGCCAAGAAAUUGUUCCAUUUAUGCUAUGCUGAUAAGGUAAAGGAAAUUAAAGAACAGAAAGCCAGAUCACAAGCAGAAGAGACACAGUUACAAAAUGAAGAUCCUAAAGUGAAGUGA